CAGCAAAGCCAGCCCCACGGCCACGGUCCCUCCAGCCUCCCCGCAGCUCCACAGCAGUCCAGACCUGCCGGCCCUCCAGGACCGGAGGUGCUCCCAACAGGGAAACUCAGGCACUUGCUGGUCCUCAUGUCGGCCCCGGGGCCCAGCGUGGCGCCCGCCAGCGAGGCGGGAGAGAUCCACAACUGGACGGAACUGCUCCACUUCUUCAACCACACCCUGCCCGAGUGCCACAUGGAGCUCAGCGAGAGCACCAAGCGAGUGGCCCUGUUCGUGCUCUACCUGGCUGUCUUCGUGGUCGGGCUGGUGGAGAACCUGCUGGUGAUCUGCGUCAACUGGCGCGGGGCGGCCCGCGCAGGGCUGCUGCGCCUCUACGUCCUCAACAUGGCCAUCGCCGACCUGGGCAUCGUCCUGUCCCUGCCCGUGUGGAUGCUGGAGGUCACGCUGGACUACACCUGGCUCUGGGGCAGCUUCUCCUGCCGCUUCACUCACUACUUCUACUUUGCCAACAUGUACAGCAGCAUCUUCUUCCUGGUGUGCCUCAGCAUCGACCGCUACGUCACCCUCACCAACGCCUCUCCCUCCUGGCAGCGCCACCAGCAUCGAGGGCGGCGGGCCGUGUGCGCCGGGGUCUGGGUCCUCUCGGCCCUCAUCCCGCUGCCCGAGGUGGUCCACAUACGGCUGGUGGAGAGCUUUGAGCCCAUGUGCCUCUUCAUGGCGCCCUUUGAAACGUACAGCACAUGGGCCCUGGCGGUGGCCCUGUCCACCACCGUCCUGGGCUUCCUGCUGCCCUUCCCUCUCAUUGCGGUCUUCAACGUGCUGACGGCCUGCCGGCUUCGGCGGGCGGGACAGCCUGAGGGCCGGCGCCACUGCCUGCUGGUGUGUGCCUACAUUGCCGUCUUUGUCACCUGCUGGCUGCCCUACCAUGUGACCCUGCUGCUGAUCACACUGCACGGGACCCACAUCUCCCUCCACUGCUAUCUGGCCCACCUGCUCUACUUCUUCUACGACAUCAUUGACUGCUUCUCCAUGCUGCACUGCGUCGUCAACCCCAUCCUGUACAACUUUCUCAGCCCGAGCUUCCGGGGCCGGCUGCUCAACGCUGUGGUCCAUUACCUUCCCAAGGUCCAGGCCAGGGAGGGCAGACAUGCUUCCUCCUCCUCCUCCUCCACCCAGCAUUCCAUCGUCAUCACCAAGGAGGGCAGCCAGCCCCCUGCAGCCAGCCCCCGCCACCACCCAAGCCUGAACUUCCAGGCAGCAGACACCCCACCCACCUCUGCUCCUCGGGCUCUUAUAGCCAGCUGAGGAAGAUUCCAGUCUCCUCUACCAGCCAAGUAGAAAGCUGGAAGUG
This is a messenger RNA of Globicephala melas (long-finned pilot whale), 1348 nucleotides long. RefSeq names its product G protein-coupled receptor 182 (gene ACKR5). Gene Ontology annotation, molecular function: G protein-coupled receptor activity. NCBI's taxonomy places the organism in Eukaryota, Metazoa, Chordata, Mammalia, Artiodactyla, Delphinidae. Gene Ontology annotation, cellular component: membrane. Gene Ontology annotation, biological process: G protein-coupled receptor signaling pathway. The record is from RefSeq and is a predicted model, not a curated record.